AUGACCCUGCCACCAAGCAUACCUCACAACUACACUCCUCUUACGCCCGUGUCUUUUCUGCUGCGAGCUGCUCUGAUCGCACCGGACUCGCCAGCCAUCGUCCAUCCCGAGAGGGGGGUCAAGUUGACUUACUCGCAAUGGGCGGCGAGGACUCUAAGCUUGACAUUUGGGAUUUUGGGGACGCAAGGAUGGAGGACUGGCGAGCGAGUGGCUGUGAUUGCGCCAAAUUGUCCAAUGAUCCUCGAGCUGCAUACAGCCAUCCUGGCCGCAGGGGGGAUCAUCACGCCUAUCAACAUUCGCAAUACUCCCGCAGAGAUCGCCUACAUCCUCAAACAUUCAGGCUCCCGCUUGAUCUUCUGCGACUCCGAGUAUCAACACCUCCUACGCAGCAAUGAAAGCUCAUCUCCCUCCGCCCAAAUCAUCAUCUCAAACGACUCUGGUGGCCGCGACGACUCGGAUCCCUACGAGCACUUCCUCGACGCUGGUCACCGAAUUUGGGCUGAAGCAGAGCAGGCGGGCGAGAAGAGCUCAAUGGGACAAUUAAAAAGAGGUUGGGAGCUCAUCGAUCACCCGGCAAACGAGAAUGCGCCUGCUGCUCUGUGCUACACCAGCGGUACGACGGGCAGGCCAAAGGGCGUGCUGACCACUCAUCGAGGUGCGUAUCUGGCGGCGAUCAGUAACGCCUUCGAAGCGGGCCUAGGCGCCGAAAGCGUCUAUCUCUGGGUGCUGCCAGCGUUUCAUGCCUGUGGCUGGACAUUUCCAUGGGCAGUGAACGCCGCUUUUGCAGCUCAUUACAUCCUCCGCAAGGUGGACAAUGAUCAAAUCUGGUCUGCGCUCUUGCAAGGUGGUACUACCCAUUACGCUGGCGCACCUACGGUCCAGAUUGGAAUCGUCAAUCAUGGGCGCGCAGAGCGACUGCCUCGGACCAUACGUGUCGCUGUUGCGGCAAGCGCUCCCACCAGCGCGCUGCUCUCGCAGAUGGAAAAGCUCAAUCUUCUGCCGGUCCAUGUGUACGGCCUGACAGAGUCGUACGGACCAGUCUCGCGACGCUAUCCGCAUAGAUCUUGGGCAGACCUAUCUACUGAUGACAGAGCACGACUCAUGGCGCGACAAGGUCACGGCUUCUUGACGGCCGACGAGGUUCGCGUGUGCCGCGUGCCGCCUGAAGACGCAGAUCCACAAAGCGUGGCUCUGGAAGACGUGCGCAGGGAUGGCAAGGAGAUGGGCGAGAUUGUGAUGAGGGGCAACAUUGUCAUGCAGGAGUACUAUAACGAUGCGGAGGCCACGCGCAAAACGUUUCGGGAUGGCUGGUUCUGUACCGGUGACCUUGCAGUCCGUCACCCUGGCGGCGAGAUCCAAAUCGCAGAUCGCAAAAAGGAUCUUUACAUUUCUGGCGGCGAGAACGUCAGCAGUCUGAUGGUGGAGACGGAGCUUUCCUCGCAUCCUGCCGUGCUCGAGUGCGCUGUGGUGGCGCGCAAGGAUCCAAAGUGGCAAGAAGUUGGGCAUGCAUUUGUCGUGUUGCGUCCUGAUCAUCGAGCAUCCGAGAAGGAGCUGCAAGAGCAUUGCCGGAAGCACAUGAGCAAGUUCGCAGUGCCAAAGUUUGUGGACCUGGUGGCGGAGCUCCCCAAAAAUGCAACAGGAAAACUUCAGAAGAACGUGCUGCGCGAGCGUGUCGCAAAGCUCGCGGAAAGCGCGGCAGAUCGCCAAGCUAAGAGCAAGCUGUGA
This is a messenger RNA of Ceraceosorus guamensis, 1725 nucleotides long. RefSeq names its product acetyl-CoA synthetase-like protein. The transcript has 9 exons. Bases 1 to 1725 code for a protein of 574 amino acids. The record is from RefSeq and is a predicted model, not a curated record. NCBI's taxonomy places the organism in Eukaryota, Fungi, Basidiomycota, Exobasidiomycetes, Ceraceosorales, Ceraceosoraceae.